AUGGCUUCAAUACCAGGCGCCCGCGCCGACCCCGAGGCGCCGGCGUCCCCCCGGUCGUCCACCGCGAGCGGCCACGACACGGACACGCCGGGCCACGUCCGCCGCGCCGACAAGCGCAAGUUCCUCCACACGACCGCCGCCCAGCGCCAGUGCCUCCUCGAGUGGCUUGAGCUGCCCGGGAACUUUGCGCUCCUCACAAAGCCCGUGAGCGCCCAACUGAGCGAAUGCGCCACAGCGUCCACGACGUCGCCCCGUCUCAAGCGGCUCAAGAAGAUGGACGGCUACCGGUCCAUGGCGCUGCACAUGAACCACGUGGCGCACACGGAGUGGUCGGAGAAGACGGCCCGCAGUCGCUUUGAGAGUUUCAUGGCCGCCUACCGCAAGGCCAAGCGCCAGAGCCCACACGACCUGCCGUCGUUCUACCGGCGGGUCGACGCGCUCUUUGGCCCCGAGCGCGACAGCGACGCGCGGCGGGGCACACCAGAGGCAGUGGCCGCGGCUGCCCCGACGUCGACUGCCGCUGGGCCUUUGAACGAGCACGAGGUGGGCGCUGAGCAGGACCCCGUGGCGGUUAUUGCGCCGCCUUCGGAAGGCGCUGUGCCGACGACGACCAUGUCAACGGCGUUGAGCGCUGGUGUGGCUACCAGUGGAGUGAGUGACGAGCUCGGGUCGUCGUCGCCGCUGAGGAAGAGAGCACGGGGCACCAGUGGGCUCGCUGCAGCUGGCACUUCACUGACGUCAAUGAUCAUGGCGGGUCCCUUGCAAGAGCGGGCGAGACAGGAGGCAGCCGAAGAGCAGGCGUUGCAGGUUGAGAGUCAGCGACUCGUGCUGAAGCAGCAGGAACUCGAACUGAAGCAGCUCGAGCUGCGGGCGCGACAGGAAGAGAGCCACCAGAAACUGCGGGCAGACGUGCUCACGAGACUGGUGGAAGCCGGCAAGUCGCCGGCAGAAGUGCGGGAAUACCUCGCACUGAUGGACCCAGUCGACCGACUGACGCCGCCUCGCCGUUAA
Hyaloperonospora brassicae is the source of this 1011-nucleotide messenger RNA. The record is from the annotation of a GenBank genome assembly. NCBI's taxonomy places the organism in Eukaryota, Oomycota, Peronosporomycetes, Peronosporales, Peronosporaceae.